This is a messenger RNA of Pogona vitticeps (central bearded dragon), 2621 nucleotides long. Lineage: Eukaryota; Metazoa; Chordata; Lepidosauria; Squamata; Agamidae. The record is from RefSeq and is a predicted model, not a curated record.
CUCUCUCUCUCCUUUCAGCUACAGAAGUGUCUGAAGUGUCCAGCUGACAUCCAGCCAAGAUGUGGAUGGUUUCGCCUCCCUCUGGUAUAUAUCACUAUACCAAGCAGCUUUUCCUCAGCGAGCAGGCCGGGCGGGCCCAGGUGGUGGAGUUCACGCGGAAGAACGUGGCCAACCUGAUCUCAAUCGCCAACCUUGUGGUGGGCCUCUCCUCCGUCCUCUGCAGCCUGAAUGGGCACUACCAUUAUGCCUGCUGGCUGGUCCUGAGUGGGUUCUUGCUGGACCUCGCCGACGGAGCCGUUGCCAGGCACCUCAACGCCUGCUCUGCCCUGGGAGCUAAGCUGGACGACUUUGCUGACUUCACCUCCUUUGGCCUGGCCACCGCCUUGCUCCUCCAAGCCCGGGGGGUCCUCGAUGGGCUUCUGGUGAUCGUGUACGUCAUGGCCGUCUUCACCCGCCUCUGUUUCUUUUCCAGUGGAGUCCCCUUCAUGUACCGGGGGCUUCCAUGCCCGUACGGGGCUUCCGUGCUGGCGGCCACCUACCUCUUAACGGGGGGCAACCUUCUGGUGUUGCGUGUGGUCGCCAUGGUCAUGAUCCUUUUCAUGGUGGAUCAGGGCUUCUACCCUCAUGAUAAAGUGCUGGAGUCUCAGUUGUGGAAGAAGGUGGUCUACGCCGGAGGUGUCUUGAUGGUCUUCUUUGCCGCCUCCUACCUGGCCUCGCUCUACUACCUGAUUUGGUCCACCUCGUACAUCAUCUUCCCUUCCGCUCUGUGGAGUCACAAGGUCUAAUCUCAUCUGGGGGAGGGAUCCCGCGUGGAUGACCGCACCGCCAUGCCGUCACUGGGGCCGCUUGUCUUAAGAGUCCGCGGAAGCCCGGCUGCUCCGGCUGUGCUUCCAUGCCUUGCCUAAACCUUACUAAAGCUUUUCACACUUCUGACUUGACCGUAAGUGGCUGUGAGGUCUCUUCGUGGUCUCUGCCCCAGGGCAGGAGGGUGCCUGGGGAGCAGCUGAUGGGCAAACCCUUUAAGUCUCAUCUUUCAGUGUAGAUAAAAACAUGUACAGAUGUCUUUAUAUAUAUAUAUAUUCUAUAAUGAUUUGUAUAAAGCAUUGUAUAGAUUUUAAGAGGAAAAAUAGCUUUUUUAAGAUUUGGGGUUUUUAGUUUACAAUUUAUAUUCAGUGGGUAUUUUUUAAAAAGGACUGGAUGUGAAAAUCUUGCCUCUCGUGCCAGUGUUCAGCACUCCUCACUCUGGAUCGGUGCCGUAUGCGUUUCUGCAUCCUCCGUUUGCAUCUUUGUUUCUGACAGGAACCGGGCAGGGCUUGUCUGGUGCACACAGACUAGCUCGUUUACAACUUUUAAGAGAACCACUACAACACAGCAGAAGGAAAUCUUGCUGCUGACGGGACCAAAUGCUGGCGUGGAGGAAGGGAGGGAGCACCCGUUCCCCUUUGGUGACCAAAAUGCUGAGCUUCCCCCCUUCCUCCCCUUGAUGGCAAAUGUUGGGGGGUUCCGAAGGGCUAAGGUUUCCUUUCCCUGGUUGUAGGUUGAGCCCUCUCUGAUGAAACCUGCAUGAAAUGAGGGUACUGGAGACGGGUCUUGGGAAUGGAGGGCGUGUGUUCAUUUCCCAUGUAAUGCAAGAUCUUGAGAAUGCAGUGGGAGGUUCUGCUGAUCUCACACUUAGAACUGUACUGUACUAUGAAAACAAAGAGUGGAAUCUGGCUCUUGGCAAAUAUGGUACAGCCUUGUAUGGCCACUUCUGUAGAGAGCCAGGAUGAGACCCCUUGUGUCUCCCAAGAGGUGGCGAGGGAAGUGGGGCCCAUCCCAGCACUUCUGGGAACACGUUCUGCUCCAAAGGUGUCUCUUCCUUCACAGCUUAGAAGGCAAGGGGCAAGGGUCUCUUGGCUGUGACCCGUAGAAAUGAAAAGUGGGAGAGGCCGGUGAUUGGAUUCAGCACCCAGACUCCACAGUCCUUUCCCGUCACUGUGGGGGCGGGUGGCUGCGUCCGUGACAGGUGAAAAUGUUGCAGGGGACAUACGGGGCUUGGGCGCAGGCAAGUCAAAAAACAGGCAGCACAGGAGGAUGGAGAAGCCCCUGAGAUUAGAGCCUUCUGCGCCACAGGGACAAGCUUUUUGAACAAAUGUGUUUUUUCCAGCCACGAUGGGGUUAGUACCCUGUCCUCAACGAGAGAGGAGAUGGAGAACAAUGGAGUCUUUUAACGGCAGAGAGACAUGUUUUUUACAUGGGGGUCUCACCUGCUGGAUGUCUUUUUCAAUGGGGUGGAGGGGACACGAUCCCCCACAGACACGGGACAACGGCGGACACCCCUUGCCCACUACUGUGCUCAGUACCUUGCGUCCAAAUAACAGGGGAAGAGACAGUGAAACCAUUUGUUAUCUGAAGGCUCGCCUAUUUAAAAGGCCUGGCUUUUCCCCUGCCAGGUCAUAGCCCGGUGGAAUAGUUGGUCUAGACCUUAGAGAAACCCAAAGUCUUGUGUCAGGAAACACGGUGGAUAUUUAUUUAUUUUUUAAAAAUCGAUCAGGAUAGUGAAAAAUGAUAUUUCCUUCCUAUACUUGUAUGAUCUGAGACUAGAGAAAUUAAUUAUGUGUUGUUAAAAAACUAUACUUGAA